UUCAAGCGGGAAGAAGAUCGGCUGCCAAUAAAAAACAAGUAGGGAUUGGAAGAUUAAAUACGGACAUCGAAUUGUGGCGAAAAAAACACACGGUUCGCUGAGCGGUAGGAAAGGAACGUUUCUGAUUAGCCAGAUCUGAGUUUUAGAUAAUCACGAGCGGAGAUUCAUGCGGUAGCGACAGAGUUAUCACCAUUGUUGCGGGUGCCUCGAGGUCGCGGUAGCUUUCGGUAUUGCGGAGUGAAUCGUUUUCCCAAUUUUUUUUGUGAUAUUUUGCGCCAAAUGAGGUUAUGAGCGGUCGGAAGGAACGAAGACGGCAUCGACGACGGAUAUAAUUGCCGCGACAGAAUUGCGAACAAAUUCGCAAGUGAAAACGUGAAGUGCAGGCGAAUGCAAGACUGUUUAUGUGAAAAGUGAGAUUGUUUUGAUUCGAGUGCGCGCCAACCCGGUCGAUUCGUGUGAGUCGCAGUAAAUGUUGAAAAUGCGGUGGAACAGUGCAUUGUUUUUACUGGAUUUUGUAUGAUUUUGAAACGUUUAAUUGCAACGGGAGAUUCUCGAGUCUGAUAAGAUGUCGAACAACAUCCCGAAUCAGCCGGCGGGGGACCAACGUGCGGGAAGGAGUGCUCAGAGCAAGCGGGAACGACGGCGGGGACUGCCGGACUUGGUGGCGCAGUGGUUCUACAAGCACGGCCUGUUCCUCUCCAGCUACCCGACGUGCGCCUCCAGCAUAGCCAUAGUCGUCAUCAUUUUUUCAUGCUAUCCACUACUGAACAUCCCACUUCCUGGCACGAUACCGACCCGUGUUAUUUUGCCAUCGUCCACGGCCGAGAGCAUGGCUUACGGGUCAUUUUCGGGGGAGCAGAACAAGAACUUUUCUCUAGUCAAGAACCUCUUGAGCAUGAACAACUUGACCUUGGAUACCCCAUUCCCGUGGGCUCAGAGCAGUCCGUUCAUAUAUGUUCAGCAAAUCAUCAUGAAAUCGAGCGUGCACCCGUGGAAGGACGAGUUGCGGAUGAUGGAUGCAUUUCGGGGACCAAUUUAUCAAGUCUUCAAGCUGCUGGAAGUUGUGAGGAACCAUGAGGAUCCUAACAGCAAAAUCUCUUUGGACCACAUCUGCUUACACGUGGAGAACGUGAAAAGAUCAAUGAAGGACGAUAUUUUCCCAGAAUACAAUUGUUUAGUCCUUUCGCCGGCCAAUCUGUGGCGACAAAAUGUCCAGAACUUCAGCAAGGAUCCGAACAUUCUCAACACCGUCUAUCAAUAUCACAAUCUGCAAAAGACAAAAGUGUCUGUAGCUGAAAUGUUAUUUGGUCUACCAAUGCAAGAGACAGGAUUCAAGCGAUAUCCUAUAAAGUCACGAUCGCGUGUUAUCCAAUACGCACUCACGUUAAUCUUAGUGAAAAACGAUCAAAAAUAUUUGGAUUCGUUAAGGGAGAAGCUUGCGUCGGAAUUUCCUUUGUAUCAAAAUGAGGAUCCGACUUCGGCAGCCAAUGACAAGAGUAGUAGUAGUGGUAGCAGUAGUAGUAGUAGUAAAUCCGUUAUGUUUAUUUAUUAUCCUGGUGAAUUCAAAUUGAUGGAAUUCGUACCAAUCAUCACAGCAUUUAUAAUUCUCUUUAUUUAUAUUAAUUUUUCAUUACGUAAAAUCGAGAUGGUCAAGUCUCGUAUCAUUCUGGCAUCGUUUGCCGUCAUCACGAUUCUGGGGAGUCUGAUGAUGUCGUUAGGAUUAUGUUUCUUUUUCGGUUUAACCGUUACUCUACAGUCUAAGGGUAUAUUUCCGUAUCUUGUAAUUCUGGUCGGUCUAGAGAAUUGUUUGGUUAUUACGAAAAGUGUAGUGACGACUGAUGAAACGUUUGAUAUAAAAAUUCGUAUGGCUCAGGGCCUGAGUAAGGAAGGCUGGCAUAUAUCGAAAACUCUACUCACUGAGAUUACAAUCCUUACUAUCGGUUUAGCGACCUUUGUGCCGGUUAUACAGGAGUUUUGUAUAUUUGCCAUUGUCGGGCUUAUCUCGGAUUUUUUUCUGCAAAUGCUUUUGUUUUCGACGAUUCUGGCCCUUGAUAUCAAGCGGAUCGAAUACACAGCCGAGGCGAAGUACAUGCCAAAGAUUAUGAGUUUCGCGUUCAAUGAUAUCGCUAAGCGGAAUCAGAGGAAAUACUAUGAUGCGAAACGGACUCACCCGGCAGGUUUUAGUCGAUCCCAGUCACAACCAAAGUUGGGCACUAUCGACUCGAAAUUGAUGCAAAAUGUGGAUGGAAUGAAUCAUCGGGUGGUGCCCAAUAAAAUUCCGAAGCGGUUGAAGGUUGUAAAUUUCUGGGCAAGGACAAGGUUUUUCCAGCGCGCCUUUAUGAUUUGGAUGAGUGUGUGGAUCCUGUCGAUUAUCUACAGUUCGGGUUUCCUGCAGAAUUUACUGCUGGCAACAAACUCAAACGAUUCAGACUCGAAUAUUGGAAUAAAGUCAAUUAAUAAGAAAUCCAGUAAAGAGAAUCUAUACACGUUGAAUAUCCCCAAUACACAAUCAACGGAUCGGCAACCGAUUGAUGAUAAAGUGGCGGAGCAAUUGAAGAAGCUGCAACAUGCGAACUACGAGAUCAAUUACUCUUUAUCGAAUUUUCAUUGGUCGGCGAUACUGAAACAAUACAACAUCUCGUUGAGUGGGAGAUAUGUGAUGAUUUUGCCGUCUAUUAAACUGUCGUACGCAGUAAAGCCUGAAGUUGCUAUUCAUCUACGGCAUCCCAAUGAAAAGGAUCUUCAGAAUUUCCAAUGGAAAGCUCUUGCAGCGGCACUUGAUCCGCUAGACUUCAGUGACGACGAUGAGCGGAAAGAAUCUCAUAUAAUACCGCCCGGAGGCAUUCCGAUGUUCCCAAAGAGCCCCAUGGAAAUAUUCCUAGCAACUCUGCUUUGUGCGAUUAGUGUGUCCGUCCUGACUUACGCAUUGAUUGUUUUUUAUCGAUGCGUUUGUACUCGAAACUAUGCAGAAUGGCGAGCCAGUUGGAAUGAAGCUGACCCCGCGGCCAAGCAGACAGAGAGAAUACUUGAAGGUGUUCCGGUUCAAGUGAAAGGUCAUAGUCAUAAGAUUGAAUGUUUGGUGUCGGAUGGCCUGAUUGUUGUGAGUUCAUGUUUGAAAGGUCAAAUUAAAGUGUGGGAUUCGAAAACAGGAGAGUUGUUGACGGAUAUUGAUCGUUGCCAUAUAAUGAAGGAAAUGGAGAUGAUGCAACAACACGAGAUGAAUCACGUGGACGAGGCUUCAAUGCAACGAAAAAUUGUCCCAUUUAAAAAACGUCACACGUCUUCAUCGCCUGUUUGGUGUUUGGAUUAUUUGGAUAACUUAGUGGCAGUUGGGUGUGCCAAUGGACGCUUAGAAUUCUGGGAGGGUCCUACUGGGUUUUUGAAGUGUACUUAUGAAGGAGAUUAUUCAAGGAUGAAUGGAGUAACACAUAUAAAUUUGAACAGUGAUCGAGUCAUCGCUGCUAGACUUUGUGGUCGUCUAGAUUUUUACAAGUUGGAGACAUAUUACAAAGGGGUCCAAAUUGAUUGGAAUUUUACAUCAGCAUAUCGAAGAACGCAUGUUCGAACAAGCUCGACUGGCAGUUUAGGUAUAAUUCCAAGCCGUAAUCGAUGCAGAACAAAUGCAAAAGAAGAGAUGAAAUGCCUUCUGGAAAACUCUAGAAUGGCACACCAACAGCCGGUGACAUGUAUGGAAGUAGUAAACGGAAUAAUAUUUACUGGCAGCCAAGAUCAUACACUUAAGGUGUAUCGCCUUGAAGACCUUGCAGUGGAGCAUACUUUGCAUGGUCAUUGUGGUCCAAUUACGUGCCUAUUUGUUGAUCAUUGGCAACUCGGAACAGGUGGAUCAGGUUCUCAGGAUGGAUUGUUGUGUAUUUGGGAUCUUUUUACGGGAGCAUGUUUGUAUUCCAUCCAAGCUCAUUACGGGUCUAUUACAUCACUUGCUUGCGCUCCCAGUUAUAUAAUUUCAGCGGCAACUGAUGAGAGAGUUUGCGUUUGGGAACGUUUUCAGGGUAAUCUAUUGUGUACUAUCAAUGUUACAAAUGCAUAUACAAAUCUACUUAUGCUGACGCCGUCGUUAUUAGUAACAAAUAAAAUGGGAUCUCUCAUCGUUUGGGACGUACGCACGGGUGAGCCCACAAAAGAAGUCAAACUCGAUUGUUCGAUCUCACAGCUAUGUCCAAAAUUCAUGAUUUUAGUGAGUAAUUCAGUUAUAUGUGAUUAUGGCAAUGAAUUGAGAAUAGUUAAAUUCCCAAUGGUUGCUGAUAAGUCUAAUUAAGUAUUAUAUGAUAAUCAUAUUCCGUUGUGUUGGUGAAAUUUAAAAAAAAGGAACAAAAAAUCCGCGAAACCUGAACAAGUGAUCAGAACCUCCCUCACUAUCAUGUUUCCAAUUUAUUUCUUAUUAGAGUAAUGGAGAGCAACAAAACCGAAAAUUUGAUUAUAAUCUGAUGAGAGCAACUGUCCUAAAGUUUUUCUAUUUUUUAGAUCUAAAUAUUAAAUUAAAUUUAAUACUAAAGUGUAGAUACUAAGAUUUUUAAUAAUAGAAAAUGUGGAAAAA
Hermetia illucens (black soldier fly) is the source of this 4555-nucleotide messenger RNA. RefSeq names its product sterol regulatory element-binding protein cleavage-activating protein (gene SCAP). The record is from RefSeq and is a predicted model, not a curated record. NCBI's taxonomy places the organism in Eukaryota, Metazoa, Arthropoda, Insecta, Diptera, Stratiomyidae. Gene Ontology annotation, cellular component: Golgi membrane; endoplasmic reticulum membrane. Gene Ontology annotation, biological process: SREBP signaling pathway. Gene Ontology annotation, molecular function: sterol binding; protein binding. Bases 566 to 4276 code for a protein of 1236 amino acids. The transcript is spliced from 8 exons.